AUGUAUCUGCUGCUGUUGCUGCUGCUGACAGGAUUAGGAGAGAGUGGAGAGUGGUAGUGUACGGAGCCCACCCCUUUCCUGAGGCUCGAGCUUUCCUUUCCCAGCGUCCACAGCACUGGCAGUCCCACUAAUGAAUAAUUUGCUCAGUAAGGUGUGACCACAGGCAUUGUGUAUUUGAAUUUCACACUGGCGGAUUGAAGUGGGGAGAGAGAGAGGGAGAGAGAAAGAGAGAGAGCGAGGCAGAAACUCUGUUUCUCACAGAAGAAAGAGCAUACCCACAGCAUUGCAGCAGAGGGCAAGGGGAAUUUCAUUUCAAAUAUCAUUACUAGCCGAGCGAACUAAAGAACAAUUAUUACGGUCGAAAUCCCCCUGGUGAAUUUACAGAUGAUGGAAGACUGCUUAUGACUACAGUUUUUUUUAUUUUAUUUAUUUAUAGCAAGGACGCAAUGCUUGAUCAAAGCUAUAUGUUGAUUAUUGUUCUUUGGUGUUCACUAUCAGGGACCUCUGUUCCUGAAACUGAGGUGCAAAAUGUGGUGGCACACACCUCACCACCAUCCCCAAAGACAGACCCAGUUCCUCAUCACCAGUCUUCAAUUGUGAAGCUUGGCACCUUCUCUAGACCAUCUUGGGUGCCUACGGACCUCACAAUAGCAUCUAAAACACCUUCAUUCAUUUUAUUACCCUUCAGUCUGCCAGCUGAUUUUCAGCAUAAAAACAGGAAUGUUGAAUCUACCAGACCAAGUACAGUGGGCAUGAGUACAAGCCUUGGGCCUUCACCAAUCCAACCAUUAUUCAAAAGAAAGAAAGACAAAAACUUUCAAACCGAAAGACCCAUGGAAACAGGGAAUACGCCAAGAAAUAAUAAAAAUGAUUUUGCAAGACCUAGCACUGUGUCGCUGCCCUCCGAAACUGUGAUACCCUUGAUGUUUACAUCUGUCAAGACUGGAACAGGCAGCAGUCUUCCAACUUACGCAAAGGAACGUCCUCUUGACCAAACUACUUUGCCUAUUUACACUUUCACAAGCAACCAAGAAAAAACAUAUACAACUAAGGAAGGAACACUGGAUAAAAGGCUUUUUACGACAACCAAAAAUAGUAAUAAUACUCUACCUGCCCCUGACAUCUUGAUCUUGGAGCUUCUUACUCCAUCACAAUCCCCAAAAUCAUUCAACCUUGAAUCGCCAACGCCAGGGACAGUCACAGUAGACAAUGUGAGGUUGGAAUCAACUGGAUUACCCAUUAGCCAGGAUCAGGAACCAACUACUGUGAAUAAACAAAAUACUGAAUUGAGGUUAAUAGAGAGGGAAAUGGCCACAAGUACUGACAAUGAGGACAUGGGAUUGCUCCCCACAGUUGCCGAUGAAGUUGUAUUUAAUGAAAGCGAAAUACAACAUGAAGAUGUUUCCCAAAAAACAAUGUUUUCUAAGUCACCAGGAACUGAAACAUUAGACACAACCUUAUCUUAUGUAGACAGUGGGUUUGACAGCGAGGACCUAGCACCCAUCAGCCCUACAGAAAUGGCACAGGACCAUCUGGUAGCUGUCACCCAUUCCCCUUCAAAAACCUCUGUUCCAGAGACAGCAGGUACAGAGUCUUAUCAGGAUUGGUCUUCAGAGACAGUGAAUGUUGAUCCAUCAGCUUUGUCUGACUGCAACCAAGCUGGAACUGGGGGAUGUGAAUCCUCAGAUACCUGGAGUUCUGCCGUUCCAGAUGAUGAGGAACCAGAAAAUGAAUCCUACAACCUGUUUCUACUUCCCCCGAUGUUUGUUCCUCUUCACGCAGAUUGGAACAGUGCAAUGGCAACAUGGGGUAUUGCCUGGGAAGCCCACAUCUAUGGAGUAGGAUCAUUGUUUUCUCUAGUGGUCUUCCUUUCAGCUCUAAGCCUGCUGUGUCUACCUUUUAGAUGCCCAUCAGGCUACAGUUACUUUGUGACCAUUGAUAUGUUUCUUUUGAUAACUGGUUCCAGCAGAACAUUCUCCAUGUUUUACGAUGCCUAUAACCACCAGGACAAGUUAGCUGCAACUGCAAUAGUACUCCUGUAUGAAGUGCCAUUUCCUUGCCUCACCUCUGCUUUUGGAAUUGUGUUCCUGCUCCUUUCAAUGAGGUCCAGGAUGCAGUUGUCCUACUCUAUAUUUCAACACCCAUGCUUCUUAGCCAUAGUAGUGAUCCUGCACUUUUCAUCCUCUUUAGGCUCAAUUCUGGUAGUGCAACUCUUCAGUCAGCUUCCUUGGCUGUUUUUUGUGUCACAAGGAGUAUUUGUGGCCUUGACGGCCUUUAUGUCCAUUUUAUACUUCAUUUUCUACUGUUAUGUGAGAGCAGAUGCCAAGCACAUUUACCAUUUAAACAAUACUUCUCCACCAAUAGAAAGGCACAAUAGGUGUCCUUUUGCAGACUUAAAGGAUUGGGAUAAAGCAGCAAUGACAGCAGCAUUCUCUGCAUUGUUUGCACUAUUAUGUGCAGCUCUUCAGUUGUAUGCCAUGCUGCAUGCCUUGGGAUUUGGUGGAAUGGAAGUAUUCCACCCUUGGCCCUGGUGGGCCUUCCAUUUGAGCUGCAGGAUAUGCGAGGUUGGCAUGUGCCUUACCUUGGCCCUCAUUGUAAUGUAUCCUCUCUUUUGUUCUAAUGAUGCACCCCAGCGUAGCUGUUGGUCCAAGAUAUUCUGCAUGUCCCACGGCCACGUGACAAUGAAAUCACCCAUCCUCCCAAACAACUACCAGUGGUCUUCCUCCCAGCAGGAGAAGCUGGUGAUCUGCGACACCAUCGCCCGGGGUGAAAAUGAAUGCCUUCCUCUGUAUACAUUAGUGGAGAACCACCUCAGCAGCAUAGAAGGCCUUGAUCUUUUAUACCAUAGUAACAGGGGGUUAUUAGCAGAAGACAUGGAGUUAAAUAUAAAGCCCAUAAACAGCUCAAGAACCUCCUCUUUCAGCAUCCAGAUGGACAGUGACUCCACAGUAGACCUCAGGCCCCCCUCCCCAAUAAAUCUGGGACGCAGCAUAGAUGAAGCUCUUUUCAGUGAAGCCCUUUUUCCCCAAAGCCUCUUCCAGAACUCUAAGCCCUACAGUUCCAGCAACUUGUCUCUCGGUGUUAAAAACACAGGGGACAACGGAGCUUUCAAAGAGAGCGCUGCUGACCGAGGCCUCUACAGGACGACUUCUUGCAUAGAGAUGGACUUGGUGCCGCCAUUGAAAGGUUCUGUAUCCAGUUCCAGUACAUUAAAUGCAACAUCAUCCACUGAGCAGUGGCAAGGCAGCAGCAGAAGCUGUCUUUACAAACUGUCCCACGACGGAUCAUCACUGGUGCUCUGCUCAAGUCCAGAGAGGCUUGGCUACUCAUCCCUUGGCAGUAACCAAAUCCCAUCAAGAAACCUGUCCCACUCAAGCUUAGACCAGGAACCUCAAAUUCAAAGAUAUUACCAGGUCUUGGGUUCUGCUUUCCAGGAGUCAUCGAACAAGCCUGGAGAAUCAGGUUUAGCUCUUCAAUCUGAAUUUAUGAACGUUUGCAGACAAAUUGAUGAGCUGAGUGUUAGCAGUGACACAAUAGACUUGUAGGACAGUGAUCUCAAUCCUCCUGACCCAGCACUGUAAAUCGAAGAGGUUUGCAGUAAAAAAAAGAUAAAGUUUUAAUACCACAAAGAAUAAUGUUUUUGAUUAAACUAACAAAUUAUUUGUAUAAAAUGAGGCAUCAGAGUAAAAUGCUUUUUAUUUUUGAAUCUAUGUAUCUAAAAAGCGGAGCCCUUCAAGAUCAUCUAAAACCAAGUACUGCUAGAGACACAUGUGAGCUUUUACUUGCAGUAGCCUUUGAGAUCAGCUACUUCAGUCUUGGUUCCAGAUGUGAAUGACUUUAUUUGCCUAGAUUCUCUAGUUGUGAUAUACUGUACAAUGAUACUUUCCAGGCACAAUGUCUGUGAAAGUUGCCAAGUGCCAUAGACUGGACAGACCUAAAGAGAUUUUUGUCAACAGAUUGAGAAGACGCAAUGAGGUUAAAUGUGAAAAUUAUUUUAAUACAUCUGUAGCCUUCAGAACGAUGUAGAUACUACCGUUAGUUCCAUUGAGCAUUUGUUUACAAUAGCAUUAUAUUUGCUUAAAUAAAUUAGCAUACAACAUAAGCGGUUGCCACGCAAUCUUCAUGGUGUUAUAAUGAAAAUAAAAUAAUUCAGUUGCAGAUAGGAUGCAUACAAACAUCUAAUGGUAUUUUAAAUUUGGUUUAUAUUAGGGCUGUCAAUUCAUCGCAGUUAACUUCUGCAAUUAACGCGUACAUUUUUUGGGAAAUACAUUUUAACGCACGCUAAUCGCACUCCUGUCUUGUCCCUCUUAGUAUACCGUAAUUCAUGUCCUGCGGCACCAUUUUAGUGCAUGCCAGGAUUGAAGGUGUGUCAUCAUCAUUUGAAUAUAAAAUGAGUCACGGAACCAGAUUAUGUAGCAAAGCACUCAAACUGAAAAAUUUGUGAAUGGGAUAUUUAUUUAUUUAUUUUUUAAACUUUGAUGUUUCAUUGGUUAGAAAGAAGGUUAUUUGUAGCUACUGUCAAAGUGAGUUCCAGUAUCAUAGACGUGCAUCUAGUCUGCUGUACCAUCUGUGUCCUAAACAUGCUUUAAUUUCUCGCACUAGUAUUUUUUCUGCUACAGACAACAAUACAACAAUAAAUGAAACCUGUCAGUUUGGACAGAGAAAUUCAGGAUCGCUGCAAACCCAUGAAUCAAGCCAAGUAUGAUACUAGAAUAACCAGUGCUGUUGGAUAGCUUCUGACGCUGACCCAUUAACAUUGUAGCUUUGUUUUAUUUCAAUAACCACAUUUAUUUUUUAAAUCGCUAUUAUUUACAAUUAUGGAAGAUAUAACUGUUACUCAGUGAAUGUUUUAUUUAGGCAAUUUCAAGUUAUUAAUAAAAUACACUUAAAUCAUUAUUAUUAAUUCUCAUCAUUUAAAACAUCAGUUUUAUGAGUAAAGGAAACUGAUCAUUGUAAAUGCAGUAAGGUGAGUAAUAAACUGACUCCAUUGUGUUGGUCAAACGAUUUAACAACAAAUGCUGGAUUGUAAACAAAUAUAAAACUAUAAAGAGAAUCCAGAAAUAGGAAAACAGGGGUUUUAUGCGCGAUUGUUUUUUGGACAAUACUACUACUACUACUACUACUACUACUACUACUACUACUACUACUACUAAUAAUAAUAGCAUCAGUAAUAAACAUGGAUGCAGUAAUUGUGUCAAUUAAAUACGCGAUUAAAACCAAGAUUCCUUUUUUCUCUCAAAAUGAAUCACGAUAUAUAUAUUUUUUUUUAUCACUUGACAGCCCUAGUUUAUAUACAAUAUGUACAUAUAUAUUCCAACUACUAAAUCCCGCCACCCCCAGUGGGUGGUAAUUCUUUUUAAAUUUUUUACAUUUAUACAUGAUUUAGUUGGGAGGAGUCUUGACAUGAGAUCAAUAAUGAAAUUUAAUUGCCAUGAAUUAUUGUCAGCGUUUGUACAAGGGCAAUGAUUGUGCUAUUUAGUAGUGUCAAGUUUUUCAUUGUUUCUACUAAUUUAAUAUUUUAGUACGGUGUACCAUGUUAUUUGCUUCCAUUUCAUAAAACUAAAUAUUGUAAAAAGUAAAUGAUUUUUUACAUUUAUAAAUGUUUACUGUUGAUUUACAUGCAUGUUAAAAAGAUGUCUGCAUAAAUAUGACCCAAUGCUUAUUGUAAGAAUGUAUAAGAAAAGCAGGUUUAUUUGUUAUUAGAUACACUGUUAAAUGUUUAAACUACAUUCCAA
Molecule: messenger RNA, 5735 nt
Organism: Acipenser ruthenus (sterlet)
Lineage: Eukaryota; Metazoa; Chordata; Actinopteri; Acipenseriformes; Acipenseridae
Product: proline-rich transmembrane protein 4-like
Exons: 4
Coding region: 402-3545 (1047 amino acids)
Source: RefSeq, a predicted model, not a curated record